AGGUUCCGCAGGCAGAGUCGGCUCCCCCUACCCCUUUCUCUCGGUGUUCCUCCCUGCCCACCCUUGCUUCCAGCCAACUCGGUGGGAUCUCUGCAAUUCAAGAUCGGAACCGCCUUUCUCCUCCCGGGGCCUUUUCAUCUGUCCGCGCCUCCGCCCGCCCCGCCCCCGGAAGUGACGACAGCCGCUGGGUCCCGCUGGUGUCCCGUCGGUCUCCGCGGCAGCGGCGGGAAGAUGGCGGCGGCGGGAUCCCUGGAACGGAGCUUCGUGGAGCUCAGCGGUGCUGAGCGCGAAAGGCCAAGGCACUUUCGGGAAUUCACAGUUUGCAGCGUUGGGACUGCAAAUGUCUUGACCGGAACCGUGAAAUACAGUGAGAGCGCGGGAGGCUUCUACUAUGUGGAAAGUGGCAAGUUGUUAUCCGUCACCAGAAACAGGUUCAUUCAUUGGAAGACCUCCGGAGAUGCACUGGAGCUCGUGGAAGAGUCACUGGACAUAAACCUGUUGAAUAAUGCAGUUCGCCUCAGGUUUCAAAAUUGCAGCCUCUUGCCCGGAGGGGUCCAUGUCUGUGAGACUCAGACUCACGUGACAAUCUUGAUACUAACCAAUCAGACGGUGCACAGGCUGCUUUUGCCUCACCCUUCCCGGAUGUACAGGAGUGAGUUGGCGGUGGAAGGUCAGAUGCAAUCGAUAUUCACUGACAUUGGAAAAGUUGACUUCAGGGAUCCUUGCAACUAUCAGUUAAUUCCAGCCGUCCCUGGCCUCCCCCCUAACUCUACCACCUCAGCAGCCUGGCUGAGCAGUGAAGGGGAGGCCCUGUUUGCUCUGCCGUCUGCUGCUGGGGGGAUCUUUAUUCUUAAACUACCUCCUUACGACAUACCUGGGAUGGUGUCCGUUGUGGAACUGAAGCAGAGUUCAGUGAUGCAGCGAUUGCUUGUAGGCUGGAUGCCAACAGCUAUCAGAGGAGAUCAGGGGCCUUCAGAUCGUCCCCUCAGUCUUGCUGUUCACUGUGUCGAGAACGACGCCUUCAUCUUUGCUCUGUGCCAGGACCACAAGCUGCGCAUGUGGUCGUAUAAGGACCAAAUGUGCCUGAUGGUGGCCAACAUGCUGGAGUAUGUCCCUGUGAAAAAGGACCUUCAGCUCACUGCCGGGACUGGACACAAGUUACGACUUGCUUAUUCCCCGUCCAUGGGAAUGUAUCUAGGGGUUUACAUGCACGCACCGAAGCGAGGACAGUUUUGCGUCUUCCAACUGGUGAGCGCUGAGAAUAACCGCUACAGUCUAGAUCACAUUUCCUCCCUGUUCACGUCUCAGGAAACACUCAUCGACUUUGCUUUAACCUCGACGGAUAUCUGGGCCCUGUGGCAUGAUGCUGAGAACCGAACGGUUGUGAAGUACAUCAACUUUGAACAUAACGUUGCAGGCCAGUGGAAUCCAGUUUUUAUGCAGCCUCGGCCAGAGGAACAGAUCAUUAUCAGAGAUGAUCAAGACCCCAGAGAGAUGUAUUUGCAGAGUCUGUUUACACCAGGACAGUUCAUAAAUGCAGCUUUGUGUAAAGCUUUACAGAUUUUCUGUCAAGGAACUGAGAGGAAUUUAGAUCUUUCCUGGAGUGAACUAAAGAAAGAAGUUACUUUAGCUGUUGAAAGUGAGCUCCAAGGAAGUGUAACAGAGUAUGAGUUUUCUCAGGAGCAGUUUCGAAAUUUACAGCAGGAAUUCUGGUGCAAGUUCUAUGGCUGCUGUGUUCAGUAUCAAGUGGCCCUCUCUCACCCGCUCGCCCUGCACCUGAACCCGCACACGAACACGGUGUGCCUGCUGAAAAAGGGGUACCUGUCUUUCCUUAUGCCUUCCUCCUUAGUGGAUCACUUGUAUCUACUGCCUGAUGAGAACCUCUUGACAGAGGAUGAGACGACCAUAUCUGAUGAUGUGGAUGUUGCUCGGGAUGUCAUCUGUCUUAUAAAAUGCCUUCGUCUGAUUGGAGAGUCAGUGACUAUGGAUAUGUCAGUAAUGAUGGAAAUGAGUUGUUUCAACCUACAGUCUCCAGAAAAGGCUGCAGAGCAGAUUUUGGAAGAUUUGAUCACUAUUGAUGUAGAAAAUGUCAUGGAGGACGUUUGCAGUAAACUGCAAGAGAUUAGGAACCCAGUGCAUGCCAUUGGGCUUCUCAUACGGGAAAUGGACUAUGAAACAGAGGUGGAAGUGGAAAAGGGGUUCGAUCCAGCUCAGCCUUUGAAUGUUCGAAUGAAUCUUUCCCAGCUCUAUGGUAGUAGAACAGCAGGGUAUAUCAUGUGCAGAGGUGUGUAUAAAAUUGCCAGUACUCGCUUCCUCAUCUGCCGAGACCUUCUGAUCUUACAGCAGCUGUUAAUGAGGCUAGGAGAUGCAGUGAUUUUGGGAGCCGGUCAGCUCUUCCAGGCACAGCAGGACCUGCUCCAUCGAACAGCUCCCCUGCUCUUGUCGUACCACCUCAUCAAGUGGGGAAGUCAGUGCUUGGCAACUGAUGUUCCAGUUGACACACUGGAGUCUAACCUCCAACACUUAUCAGUACUGGAACUGACUGACUCUAGUGCUUUAAUGGCGAAUAAAUUUGUAUCUAGCCCUCAGACAAUUGUGGAAUUAUUCUUCCAAGAAGUUGCAAGAAAACACAUUAUAUCUCAUCUCUUCUCUCAACCAAAGGCACCUCUGAGCCAGACUGGGUUGAACUGGCCUGAGAUGAUUACUGCAAUUACCGGUUAUUUAUUGCAGCUCUUGUGGCCUAGCAAUCCCAGUUGCCUCUUUCUAGAAUGUUUGAUGGGAAAUUGUCAGUAUGUACAAUUGCAGGAUUAUAUUCAACUGCUUCAUCCCUGGUGUCAAGUCAAUGUUGGUUCCCGCCGAUUUAUGCUGGGACGGUGUUACCUGGUUACAGGAGAGGGCCAGAAGGCCCUGGAAUGUUUCUGCCAGGCAGCGUCUGAAGUGGGCAAAGAGGAAUUUUUGGAUCGCCUGAUCCGGUCAGAGGAUGGGGAGAUAGUCUCCACCCCCCGCCUGCAGUAUUACGACAAGGUUUUGCGCCUACUCGAUGUUGUUGGUUUGCCUGAACUAGUUAUUCAGUUGGCUACGUCAGCAGUAACUGAAGCAGGGGAUGACUGGAAGAGUCAGGCCACUUUAAGGACAUGCAUUUUCAAACAUCAUUUGGAUUUGGGUCACAAUAGCCAAGCGUAUGAAGCUUUAACCCAAAUUCCUGACUCCAGCAGGCAGUUAGACUGUUUACGGCAGCUGGUGGUCGUUCUUUGUGAACGCUCGCAGCUGCAGGAUCUUGUCGAGUUUCCCUAUGUCAAUCUGCAUAAUGAGGUUGUGGGAAUAAUUGAAUCACGGGCCAGGGCUGUGGACCUCAUGACUCAUAAUUACUACGAGCUUCUCUAUGCCUUUCACAUCUAUCGCCACAACUACCGGAAGGCCGGCACAGCGAUGUUUGAGUACGGAAUGCGUCUCGGCAGAGAGGUUCGAACUCUCCGGGGACUUGAGAAGCAAGGCAACUGUUAUCUGGCUGCUAUUAACUGUUUACGACUUAUUCGCCCGGAAUACGCAUGGAUUGUGCAGCCAGCAUCUGGUGCAGUGUAUGACCGCCCUGGCGCGUCCCCUAAGAGGAACCAUGAUGGAGAGUGCACCGCCGCCCCAGCAAAUCGGCAGAUUGAAAUCCUGGACCUGGAAGACCUAGAGAAAGAGUGCAUCCUGGCUCGCGUUCGCCUGGCGCUGGCUCAGCACGAGCCGUCGGCAGUCGCUGUUGCAGGAAGCUCGUCAGCAGAGGAGAUGGUCACUCUCCUGGUUCAAGCCGGCCUUUUCGACACCGCCAUAUCACUCUGUCAGACGUUUAAGCUUCCCUUAACGCCAGUCUUUGAGGGGCUUGCUUUCAAGUGCAUCAAGUUGCAGUUAGGAGGAGAGGCAGCACAAGCAGAAGCCUGGGCCUGGCUAGCAGCCAAUCAGCUCUCAUCAGUCAUCACCACAAAGGAAUCCAGUGCCACAGAUGAAGCGUGGCGACUGUUGUCCACGUACCUAGAAAGGCACAAAGUCCAGAAUAACCUGUACCACCACUGCGUGAUCAACAAGCUCCUGUCUCACGGAGUGCCUCUGCCUAGCUGGCUCAUAAACAGUUACAAGAAGGUCGAUGCCGCUGAGUUGCUCCGUCUGUACUUAAACUAUGACCUUUUGGAAGAAGCUGUGGAUUUGGUAUCAGAAUAUGUGGAUGCUGUUCUGGGAAAAGGACACCAGUACUUUGGAAUUGAGUUUCCACUGUCUGCAACUGCUCCAAUGGUGUGGCUCCCAUACUCUUCCAUUGAUCAGCUUCUCCAAGUGCUGGGAGAGAACAGUGCCAACAGUCACAACAUCGCACUGUCUCAGAAAAUACUGGACAAAUUGGAGGACUACCAGCAAAAAGUUGACAAGGCAACCCGGGAUUUAUUAUAUCGUCGGAACUUGUGAUCCAGAUGGUUGCCCAGCCUUUGUAACCGCUUGGUGCCUCUUUGGGCUGAAGACUUUACUCUACAGGAGCCCUGUACUCCAGGCUGACUUUUACACCUGUAGAUGAGGUGUACAGCAUUUGAGUCUGCAUUCCACGCAAGAGGAGGAGGGCAGAUGAGGCACAGGACCUGUGCUUGCUGGCGGUGCUAACACAGUUUCUGGUUUCAAACUUGGUCUCAAACAGCUGCUUUUGUAUAUGAUUCACAAGCUUUUUUAGAGUUUAUAUUUUUUUAAACUACCGAAGACAUUCUUUAUCUGCAAAUUAAAACCCACCUACACUUCCGACAAUGGGUGAUGGUUGUUGGUUUGUUGUAGCUGACCACCAAACACAGUCACUGUAAAUCCUUUCAUCCUUCCCUCUCACGUUUUGUAUUUCAAUGGAAUUAUUUUGGUCCAGAAUUGACAUGUAUUUUCUGUAUUGCAGAGGCUAAUGAUUUUACGUACACUUUCCAUUAUUUAUUGUGGAGUUUUUGUAUGAUCUUCAAUAAAGUAUUAAAUAACUUGCCUAAA
Molecule: messenger RNA, 4989 nt
Organism: Phyllostomus hastatus (greater spear-nosed bat)
Lineage: Eukaryota; Metazoa; Chordata; Mammalia; Chiroptera; Phyllostomidae
Gene: NUP160
Product: nucleoporin 160
Exons: 36
Coding region: 232-4440 (1402 amino acids)
Cellular component (GO): nuclear pore
Molecular function (GO): structural constituent of nuclear pore
Source: RefSeq, a predicted model, not a curated record